This is a messenger RNA of Penicillium roqueforti, 1905 nucleotides long. RefSeq names its product putative bZIP transcription factor. The record is from RefSeq and is a predicted model, not a curated record. Bases 1 to 1905 code for a protein of 634 amino acids. Gene Ontology annotation, molecular function: DNA-binding transcription factor activity. Gene Ontology annotation, biological process: regulation of DNA-templated transcription. The transcript is spliced from 2 exons. NCBI's taxonomy places the organism in Eukaryota, Fungi, Ascomycota, Eurotiomycetes, Eurotiales, Aspergillaceae.
AUGGCACAAUAUUUCCAGUCUGAAUUCUACCAACAAUCACCAUCAACGUUAGACGUGACCCCGGAAGACGACGAGAUGAGCGUGUUGGAUGACAGGAUCCUUGAUCCGAAUUCCGAAGACCACCCCGACAACCGCCGCACCUCCUACGACGCCCCAGAUGCCUACUCACAUCGGGAUUCCGUCUGGUCCAAUUACUCAAAUACCAGCAGCCAGUCUCAGUCAAAUUCCAAUUCCAAUUCGCAUUCGCAACUCGGGCAUACCAUGAUGAACUCGGGUGCCUCGUUCAUGCCAAUUGACGGCCCGCAACCAUCUUCCUACCAGCAAAGUUGCUCGCAGGCAGCGUGGCCCAUGCCGCGUACGGAUUCAGGCUCAUGUACCCCGACCGUGGGCUAUGAUCAGUAUGCUUCCAAUGGAGACCAGGGUGCCGUCGGUCCUUUCUCCGGUGGUGCGGUUGGACCCGUUUGCACGAUGCCCAUGAACCCCAUGUCGUACCGUGGAGGUAUGCCAUUUGCGGCUUCUGGCAGCGUCGUCAUGUCACCGCAAUCCAGCCAGGGCUGGAUGCCGGCGCCAAUGGAUCUGGCCGAGGCGGAGUUGCAAGCGAGAAAGAGCCCGGAUUACCGGAUGGCCAUACCGUUGCGGCGAGGAGAUGGGAUUCGGAAGAGGAAUUCCCGCAUUGAAAUCUCCGCCGAACUCACCUUGGCCAACAUCGACGACGCGAUCCGGAACUGCGUGGACGAGGAGAAGAAGAAGGACCUCAAGUCGAUCAAACGACUGCUGCGGAAUCGUGAUGCAGCCCUGCAAUCCCGUCAACGCAAGAAGAAGGAAGCCGAGGGUAAUAUCGAAAAGCUCAAGGUGAAGGACGAAAUUAUCGCGGAACAGGCUAAAAAGCUCGCGCAACUGGAGGAGAAAAUCCAGAACAUGCAAAGCGCAAUGAAGAACCAGGAUUACGAGAAUCACCAAUUGACUGCCUACAACAGGCAGUUGACCGAGCACAUCCAACGCCAGGACAUGGAGAAAGAUGAAACUAUUCUCAGGCACACGCGGGAGACCGCCAACCUGUUGAAGAGGAACAACAUGCUGGAGGAGAGAAACAAACAGCUGGAGCGCAGCGUCAAGCCCGUCCAAGAAAUCAUGACCGGUGAAUUCACCGGCUUCGAGAACCCGACCAUGGAAAACCACUCAUGGGAUGACUUCUCGACGGUCACGGGACCUCUCCUGCAAUCAGACUGUGUCCAAACUCCCCAUGCUCAGGUCAAGGUCCCGGAGAAAUCCAACAAUGGAUCAGACCUGCCGAUCAGCUGGAACGCCUUCUACAUGUUCCUGCUUGUCGGUGCCUUCUUCGCCUCAAACAAUACGUCCCUCCCGGGAAACUCCCUGCCCCAACUCUCCGAGGAGUACCGGGCGGAGUCAGCCAAUGUGCUGAAAGCAGUGUUAGCCUCGUCGUCUGGCCACGAGCUAACUAACUCUCAUUCCAACCAUGGAACAGCAACCGGACCCGCGCCGGCAACUAUCAGUGGCAUGGAGAUGGCGCAGAUGAGCUCUGCGCAACCCGUGCCCUCAAGUCUCGACCAGUUGCAUAACACGCUCGUCAUGCCGACAGAGCAGCAACAGCGCGAUCAGGUGUUCUCGAUGAACGCUGACCAUUACAACUCCCUGACAACGUUUGAGAAUGACAACGGAAACUUCAAGCCCCAGCAGCCAUCUACCCUGCAGCAGGCGUUUGCUGCGAUGCGGGAUACCGCCGCGCAGCAGAGUCGUAUUCAUUCCGCAUUGUCGUCGAAUGUGUAUUCUAGAUCUUUGAUGUGGGACCGCGUGCCUGAAAAGGUUGUGCGGGACUUCCGUCGCAUGGUCCAAGGUCACGGUUAUGAUAACCCCGUCAAGGAGGAGGGUAUUUUCCACUCCUGA